Molecule: messenger RNA, 573 nt
Organism: Acanthamoeba castellanii str. Neff
Lineage: Eukaryota; Discosea; Longamoebia; Acanthamoebidae
Product: cytochrome b-like heme/steroid binding domain containing protein
Exons: 7
Coding region: 1-573 (190 amino acids)
Cellular component (GO): endomembrane system; membrane
Source: RefSeq, a predicted model, not a curated record
AUGAGCUGCGGCUGCAUGAUGGCAGCGACCCGGCCAAGCCCAUUCUACUCAGUGUUCUUGGUGCGCUCUCUUCCCUUCCCACGCAAGGUCUUUGACGUGACGGAAGGGAAGAGAUUCUACGCCAAGGGGGGGUCCUACUCCUUCUUUGCCGGGCGUGACGCCUCGCGUUCCUUCGCCACGGGCGAGUUUGAGGAGGAGAAUCUCACGGACGACGUGACCGACCUCGAACCCGAACAGGUGGCGGCCAUCAAAGAGUGGCAAACCCAAUUCGAACGCCAGUACAAGUACCUGGGCAAAGUCGGAGAUUUUUAUGAUGCGGCCGGCAAGGCUACGCCCGCGCUCAAGAAGGUGAAAGAGAAGCUCCAGAAGGCCAAGAUUGUAGUGGAUCAGGAGCUCGAGGAGAAGCAGCAGUUUCCAGAGUGUAACUCGAGGUGGACGGAGAAGGACGGCGCCACCGUCUGGUGCACCGAAUCGAGCGGCGGCAUCGAGAGAUCCUGGAAGGGCUAUCCCCGCCAGUUCAAGAGCGCUCGCGCGCAGAACCCCAGUCCCGACGCCCUCGAGUGCCAGCGCUGA